UUUGAAACACUUUUCUAUUUCCCUACACAGUUCAAUGAUUCUUCCUUCAUUUUUAAUUAUUGACUAAAUAAAACAUUUCCUAAUACUUUCUAAAACUGUUACUAGUAAAAUAAUAUCUGUAAUUAUAAUAAAUUCAACAUAAAAUAACGAAAAAUUAAAGUAGCAUGGCUGACAAUCAAGAUACGCCUAUGACUAAUAAUGAGUCAGAUGAAGUACCUAAGCGUGCUUCUGUUACUCUGAAUGAAGAUCAUAAAAGAGAACAGAGUGGUACUCCGCCACCGCCUGUUACACCUCCGCCGGGCCAAGAAGACACACAAGAACUAAUAGUUGUUAAUGAGAACACAGAAGAACUUGAUUUGAAUCACGGCAGAAUCGGAAAAAUUGAAAAUCUAGAGCCUUUGAAGAGACUAGAAAGAUUGUACCUGAGAUGGAACUUAAUAAAGAAAAUAGAGGGUUUGGAUACACUGAGCACAUUGGUUGAACUGGAGCUGUAUGAUAACCAGAUUGUUGUUAUAGAGAAUUUAAAUAAUCUUGUUAAUCUUGAAAUUUUAGAUUUAUCCUUUAACAGGAUCAAAGAGAUAACAGGUCUGGAAAAGCUACAGAAUCUAAGAAGACUGUUCCUAAGUUCUAAUAAAAUUACAGAAAUCAAGAAUGUUAAUCAUUUGCCCAAACUAGAAGUACUCGAGUUAGGAGACAAUCGUAUAAGAGAAAUAAAGAAUUUGGAAGGCUUGAAGACACUUAAGCAGCUGUAUCUAGGGAAAAAUAAAAUCACAAAGAUACAAAAUUUGGAGGAUCUGUCAAAUCUAGAAAUCCUUGUACUACAGUGUAAUAGAUUAACCAAGAUUGAAAACCUUGAACAACUUGUCAACUUGGAACAGCUUUACAUAUCAGAGAAUGGACUAACUGCUAUUGAGAACAUGGACAACCAGGUCAAACUUCAGACUUUGGACUUGGCCAUGAACAGGAUCACGGUGAUUGAAAAUGUUAGACACAUGAGUGAUUUAGAGGAGUUAUGGCUAAAUGACAACCAAGUAUCAGAGUGGUCCUCAGUGGAAUAUCUGGUGCAGAACAAAAAGCUGGCCACCAUAUACUUGGAGAGGAAUCCACUGGCGUCCGACCCGGCAUACAGGCGGAAACUAAAAUUGACGCUUCCAUCACUGCAGCAGAUUGACGCCACUUUGUGUAGAUAAGAAAUCAUUUGUACAUUAUCAGAUAUAGUAGAAUCUCAGACCAACAAAAAAGGGUAUACAGAUCUCUACACACGAUAAUAGUCUUCUCUUCAACAUACCUGUUCCUGUUCCGCAUUGAUUUCCCUGCUUUUUAAUUAAACUUGAAAAUGGCUAAUGGCAACCCUAAAAAGCUGAAAUCAAAAGAAAAAUAAAACAGUGAAGGAGGCAAACAAACCACAUUUGUUUAUAUACACAUUCACACCAAAACUGUGUUCUUUGCUUGUCAAAAUAUUUUUUUAAUGCUAAUAUACUGUGAAAAAGAAGUUAAAAUUAAAUAAUUAAAUACAGAAACAUUAUUAAUAUAUUCAUAAUUAUAUUUAAUAUAAUUUUUUCAUUUUCAUAAUUCGUUAUGUAAUCAAGUUUGUCAAAAUAAAAAAAAAAUAUAUUACUCUGUUGUACUUCUCUAGACAGUGCUAAAUGUUAUGUUGACAUGUUCAAUCAAUUGACCACAGGUUCGGUUCAGAUUGUAUGACCGUUUAUUUACCUCACUUAUCUAGAUAUUAAAAUGUGGCAACACUAACUCACAUAACCCCAAAAGAAUUUGAAUAAAAUUAAUUACUUAUUAAAUCUACUUUUUUUUGUUGAUCUGAGCGUAGAGUAAAUAUUACAUGUCAUUGGAUGGAUCAAUUUGUUGUAUAGACUGGUGUAAUAUAACGUUGUUAAGUAUUAUUACUAUUUAUUUACUGACUUCUUUCCUCUUAGAGUUGGCUGUGCUGACUAUACGAUGCAGCUUAUAAAUUAUUUGAUGUAGUAAAAGAAAAAAUAUUAAAUAGCCAUAGUAUAUAGUACGUAAUUUAAACAUACUUUGUCAUUAGAAAUUGCAGAUACAGGUUAUUGUAAAAAACAAUAUAAUAACACGCAUUUAAUAGUCGAUGGUUUAUUCAAUGAUUCAAGAAGACAGAAUUGCAUUAGAUAACGCACGUGAGUCCAUACAAGUCCGUGGUUAAAAUGAGGAAUUGAAACCACUACGAACAAAAAAUCCUUUGUCUACACAAGCGCUUAUCGUUUAGUAGGCUUUGAUAUAGGUUUAGUCUUUGUGACACAUCUUGGCCAUUGAGAAUAAUGCAUCAUGUAUGUAUCUGAAGUCAAAAUGCCAUAGAUUAAUUAUAUUUAUUUACUUUUUAACUUUUCCCAAAGAGGGUUGACGUCAGGCAGGCAUAUUACGCCGACCCCAAAUAAUAAUUUGGAUAGGGUUAGGAAGAUGAUGAUUUACUUUUUAACUUGUAAACUGUACUUUGUAAUUCUGUAUUCUUUUUUCGAAAUAAAAUAGUUUUUUUUUUUUCUUUCUAUUUAGAUAUGAGUAUUUUACGUAGUGUUAUCUGUUGUGUGGAGUCUGAAGUCUGUGCGCGUGCAUCCGGCCAUCCAUUAUCUGUUAAUGUUAAUAAUAAGAAAUUUAUUCACUAACAAUAAUUGAGAAUAGAUUAUAAUAAUGGGAAGUAAUAAGAUGUAUUGGAAAAGAUAUAACAAUCUGAAAAAAUGUUAUAUUUUGGGUCCAGCCAUUGUACACUAUUUCAAAAUAUUGGGUAAAGUUCGAGGCUUAUCGCUAAAAUGGAAUAGUAUUUAUUUACUAAAUAGUUUAAUAGCAUAAAAAUAUUUUCAGUUAUUUAAUAGUAAUCUUAUAUACCAUACAUCUCUCAGACAUCCAUUUGAAUAUUUGUAAAAGCAAAAAAAUGGAUGGAUGUUCUCAAGGGAUAUAUUUCCGAUUGUUAUAUCCUCUUUUACACCUUAUACAGGGUGAAGUCGAAAUCAAUAACAUCUUUUUAAGAAUGUAUCCUACUUACCAAAUAUCGUUUCCCUAACUAAUUGAAAAAAAUAAAAAGUUAGUGUGAAAUACUUAAAAUUUUUCAAUCCAUAUUACAUUGGGAAAAGUGUUCAGUUUCGCUGGUGCAAUACUCUUAAAAAUGCAAUUGAUUACGACAUAAUCUUGUAUACAUAAAAUAAUAUUUAAGUGCCUAUAUUCAAUUUGUCCAUAGAGUAUCGUGUAUAUGGGAUGUACUAACAUAGAUUUUGUACAAUUCGUAGUUGGUAUUGUAUCUGUUGUGUAGUUUGGACUAUGGCGAUUAACACACGGAGCGGUGUAUCCGCAAUAACAUGGCGGUUUACAUACGCCCACGAUCCACAUCUGAGCGCUAAUGAGCCAAAAUUUCUACUACUCUCGUGUAUAUACAAAGUAAUAAUAAUAAUAAUAAAAAAAAAGAUUUACCAUCCUCGAACAAAAGUUAGUUUCUCAACAUAGAGUGAAGUUGUAAGUUUAUAAAAAUCAAUUCCUGUAUUUGAGAUAGGUAAUGCAUGCGUAGAAUUAGAGUCCAUUAUUAUGAUAUAUUACAUAUAAAAUAAAUAUGCAUUUAUGUAUUUAAAGAAUGUACAACGGUGAAGAGUAUAACAGUAUUAAAUAUAGUAAUACAGUACAGUCAAUUACAUAUUUUUACGCUUAAGAUAUAUAACAUAAUGACUACGUGGUAAGUACAAUAAAACUAAAUACAAGUAGGUACAAUGAUCUUCAGUUACAUACAACAAUAACAUUUAUCAUGCACCGAAGCAUCGGUCAUUGAAGAAUUAAUUGCUCGGUAGUCGCUUGGUAACAGUCUUUUAUGAGGUAUAUUUACCGAAAAUAUGAAACUUUUUAGUUAUAGACGUUAUAAAAAGAAGUUUU
Messenger RNA from Galleria mellonella (greater wax moth), 3882 nucleotides. Its product is annotated as protein phosphatase 1 regulatory subunit 7-like. The transcript has 6 exons. Lineage: Eukaryota; Metazoa; Arthropoda; Insecta; Lepidoptera; Pyralidae. The record is from RefSeq and is a predicted model, not a curated record. Gene Ontology annotation, molecular function: protein binding. The coding region runs from base 165 to 1190 and encodes 341 amino acids.